CCGGCCGCCGGCCGAAGCCGUGGAGGAAGCCAGAUAGAAAGGAGCGAGCUUAGCCGGGCAGCGGCCGCCGGUGGAAGAAACUGGCGAUGGCGGCAGUGGUCGGCGGCAGUACUCGGCGAGGGACCCUCAUGUAUUCUCAGAAAAAUCUCACAUCAAAAAAAAAAUAUGAUUUUGAAGACAUCUUGGAGGAGAGGCGGCAGUCCAGUGACCUCAGAUAUGCAAUGAGAUGCUACACUCCUGUUGUGUAUAAAGAACUUUCUCCCUGCAAGCCAAGUGCCAUUAAAACUAUUGUGUUGCAUUCUGAACAAGUACAGUAUGUUAUCAGAGAGCUGUCAAAAGAAAUGGGUGAAUCUCCUGACAUCGUACAGGAAGAAGCUGCAGAAAUUCUGGAUGAGAUGGCACACAGCAUGCACAUGGGAGCAAUCCGGUUUUUUGCUUUCACACUGAGCAAAUUAUUUAAAUGCCUUUUUAAGAGCAUUUGUGUAAAUGAAGAGGGCAUACAGAAAUUACAACAGGCAAUUCAAGAGCAUCCAGUUGUUCUGCUGCCCAGUCAUCGAAGUUAUGUGGAUUUUCUCUUGUUAUCUUAUGUGCUGUUUGCCUAUGACUUGGCUUUGCCCGUCAUUGCUGCGGGAAUAGAUUUCCUGGGAAUGAAAGUGGUCGGUGAGCUCCUACGAAAAUCAGGUGCCUUUUUUAUGCGACGUACGUUUGGUGGGAACAAACUCUAUUGGGCAGUGUUCGCUGAAUAUGUCAAAACAAUGUUGAAGAAUGGCUAUGCCCCCGUUGAGUUUUAUCUUGAAGGGACAAGAAGUCGGACUGCAAAGACUUUGGUUCCAAAGUUUGGUCUCCUCAAUAUCGUGAUGGAUCCAUUUCUUAAAAGGGAGGUCUUUGACAUUUACCUUGUCCCAAUUAGUAUCAGUUAUGAGAAAGUACUGGAAGAAUCUCUUUAUGCACAUGAACUUUUAGGUGUCCCUAAACCAAAGGAAUCUACAUCGGGACUAUUGAAAGCCAGGAAAAUUCUGAGUGAAGAUUUUGGAAGCAUACAUGUAUACUUUGGACAGCCUUUAUCGCUUAGAACACUGGCUGCUGGGAGAAUCAACCGCUGUCCAUAUAACUUGGUUCCAAGGCAUAUUCCACAAAAGCCCUCUGAGGAAAUCCAUGAAUUUGUUAGCGAUGUGGCCUACAAAAUAGAACUCCUUCAGAUAGAAAACAUGGUUCUGAACCCAUGGAUAUUAAUUUCUACUGUCCUUCUCCAGAAUUUACCAGCUAUAAAUUUUGAACUUCUGUUGGAAAAAACACUUUGGCUGAAAGAUUUAACUCAGUCCUUUGGAGGAUUUCUUGACUGGCCUGAUAAUCUGUGUGCCAACAAAGCAGUGAGAUCCAGUCUUUCUCUGCACUCCAACAUCGCAAGCCUUGUCAAUGGCCAGGUGGUUCUUAAUGACACAGAAAUGGGACCUAGUGCUGCUGGGGACAGUGUUUUUAAGGAAGCCCUUUCCAUCCUCCUGUGUGGGUCCUACAGGAACCAGCUGCUUAAUGUCUUUGUGCGACCAGCCCUUGUAGCGCUGGCAUUGCAAAUGACAUGCAAUUCCAGAAAAGAGGAAGUCUAUAGCAGUUUUGCUUUCUGGCUUGAUGUUUUUUCUGAUGAAUUCGUCUUUUUUCCUGGAAUACCUCUGAAGGAUUUUGAAGAAGGCUGUUACUUGCUUACUAAAUGUGAUGCAGUUCAGGUCACUCCACAGCAAAUCUUUGUUACAGAGAAAGGAAGUGAUGUCAUCUCUUUUCUGACAGGAAUGUUCAGGCCUUUUGUGGAAGGUUACCAGAUAAUUUGCAGAUAUCUUUCCAAGGAGAUGGCAACUGAGACUUUUUCUGAGAAGCAGUUUAUAUUUGGAGUCCGAAGUUUUGCUUCUCAGCUUCUUGAGACAGGAAGCACACAAUGUUAUGAGGUGCUGUCUUCAGAUAUGCAGAAAAAUGCUUUGGCAACUCUUGUGCGAUUAGAUGUUGCAAAGAAGAUAAAAAUGUCUAAUGGAUUCACUUACAGUGUAAGUAAAGAGGCUCUGAGUAUAACUGCAGCAAUGUUUGAAUCUAGGAUACCUGUAAGGAAACCAGUAGCUGCACGACUGUAACAGGAGGUGGAUUGAGUGGUUGGCCCUGCACACUACGAUUACAGAGAAGAGUUGGGAGUAAAGCGGAUUAUGGAAGGAAUGUUACAGAAAGCUAAAGGACACACUUUUCAUCUUGGAAAAGUUUUUGCCGCUUGUAAGUGGGAAGAACUCCAGAAGUUGAGAUACUUCCAUCAGCACUCUUAAGAACUUUUAUUAGCCUUGAUGCUUAAAAUUAUUUGUAUACUUACAUUCUCCUUUAAUAAACAUUCUCUCCUUCCUUCACCCACAAGUUGGCAUUUGACAGAAUUGCACAGCAUCAUCUGAAAUAUUUGUCAGGAUAGAAAAAUAGUUGGUUUUAUAUAAUUAUUUUGUUCUUGAAGAGAAUUGUAACGAAACAACUAAAGAUAACAUUAAAAGGAAUAUUUAAAUAAAAA
This is a messenger RNA of Heteronotia binoei (common prickly gecko), 2530 nucleotides long. RefSeq names its product glyceronephosphate O-acyltransferase (gene GNPAT). Bases 87 to 2117 code for a protein of 676 amino acids. Gene Ontology annotation, molecular function: glycerone-phosphate O-acyltransferase activity. The transcript is spliced from 16 exons. Gene Ontology annotation, cellular component: peroxisome; mitochondrial membrane; peroxisomal membrane. The record is from RefSeq and is a predicted model, not a curated record. NCBI's taxonomy places the organism in Eukaryota, Metazoa, Chordata, Lepidosauria, Squamata, Gekkonidae. Gene Ontology annotation, biological process: ether lipid biosynthetic process.